Molecule: messenger RNA, 1783 nt
Organism: Gloeophyllum trabeum ATCC 11539
Lineage: Eukaryota; Fungi; Basidiomycota; Agaricomycetes; Gloeophyllales; Gloeophyllaceae
Product: MBOAT-domain-containing protein
Exons: 12
Coding region: 1-1713 (570 amino acids)
Biological process (GO): GPI anchor biosynthetic process
Cellular component (GO): endoplasmic reticulum
Source: RefSeq, a predicted model, not a curated record
AUGUCAGGAGAAGUCGCACUGCAAAUGCCUACGGAUCUGCGUUCAGUCUCAGCUCUUGAAGGUGUAAUACGUCUAACGGUUGACGUCCCUGCGUCAGCAAGCAGAGGCGUGUCAGGAAGGAAGAGACCAGCUGCCCGGUGGAGAACUCCUGAAUUUAUUCUCUAUGAAGUUCUUUUCGUAAUUGUCGUACCGAUUCUCGUCUGGGUGCCCGUAAAGUUGAGUUCUGUGAAUCACCCAAAUUACCCCCUAUACAGUCACCGGUUAUCUCAGGGAUGGCUGUCUGGUCGGCAAGUCGACAACAGCGAUGCCCAGUAUCGAUCAUUUCGUAACAACAUACCCUCCCUUGGCCUAUUGAUAGCCGCCUUCUUUGGAUUUAAAGCUGUAUACGUGUUUUUCGCCAAUUACUCGUCUCUCCUCAACGGCUGGCAGGUUCACGCGCGUCGGAUAUUCUUCCUAUCGACCUUCUCUGUGCUGAUGCUCAUGGGACUACACGGUUCCAGCGCUAUCAAGGUCUUACUUAUCAUAACCCUCAAUUAUUGGAUAGCCAAGUCGUUUAGAGGAUCAAAAUUAACACCCUUACUGACUUGGGUAUUCAAUACUAUCAUCCUAUUUGCGAAUGAAAGGAACGAAGGAUAUAAGUUCGCCGUCUUGCAUCCGUCUCUUGAAUUUCUCGACGACAUUGGCGGUGCAUACCCUCGGUGGCACGUCAGCUUCAAUAUCACGAUGUUGAGGCUCGUCUCCUUCAACAUGGAUUACUUCUGGGCAUGCAACGGAACCGGUGCAGCUGACACAGGAUCUACACUUGAUCACAAGAAGCGUACAACCACGCCACACCCGCAGGUAUUCUACGGUUACAUAAACUAUUUGGCCUAUGUGCUAUAUCCGCCGCUGUACAUAGCAGGCCCUAUCAUGACGUUUAACGAUUUUAUGUGGCAGCUCCAACGACCUGUCGCUAUUUCAGUCCGUUCAGUCGUCAAUUAUGCAUUCCGCUUCCUCGCGUGCCUCCUCACCAUGGAAUUCAUACUCCACUUCAUGUACGUCGUCGCCAUCAAAGACAGCCAUGCGUGGCAAGGCGACUCGCCCUUCGAGCUAAGCAUGAUCGGCUUCUGGAACCUCCUCAUAGUCUGGUUGAAGCUGCUGCUGCCAUGGCGCCUCUUCCGCCUGUGGGCUCUCAUGGACGGUAUAGACCCUCCAGAGAACAUGGUGCGGUGCAUGGCCAACAACUACUCGCCACUGGGCUUCUGGAGAGCUUGGCACCGUAGCUAUAACCUGUGGAUUGUCAGAUAUAUCUACAUCCCCCUCGGAGGUACGAAGAAUGUAGCAUUCACAAGCGUGUUAAUCUUCUCUUUCGUGGCGUUGUGGCACGACCUCUCAUUCCGGCUCUUAACGUGGGGAUGGCUUGUCAGCCUUUUCAUUCUCCCCGAGCUGCUCGCUCGCUAUCUGUUUCCCGCCUCUCAGUGCUCGGAUAAGCCUUGGUAUCGACACCUGUGCGCUGUCGGGGCCGUAUUCAACAUCCUCAUGAUGAUGACCGCUAAUCUCGUUGGCUUUGUCAUCGGGACAGACGGAUUGUCUUAUCUUCUCUCGCAGUUGAUUGGAACUUGGGAAGGUCUCCGCUUUUUCGGAGUUGCGUGCGUUUGUCUCUUCAUUGCAGCACAAGUCAUGUUCGAGUAUCGCGAGGAGGAAAUGCGCCAAGGCAUAUACCGCAGAUGUUGAACAUCGAUGACUAUCCAAUCUGUGGGACGAGCCAGACAUUCAUGUCUUGCGCUGAUUGAUUGGAAGCGGC